AACGUAGCGGUACCGCCAAGUGUACGGUCAAGGCUUGUUGGCGGGCCCGGCCUGGAUUCUCCAAUAAGCGAGCCCCAGCCAAACUGGCGGCACGUCUCUGCUGAACUUGGCAAUUUUGUAAGCCGCUAAUAAAAGUAACCAGCGAGUAUUCUUUUUUUUUAUUCAAAUUCAAAUACAUAAUAAUUUAAAAAGUUGUCGAAAAUGAAGAGACUAAAAAUCACGCAUCUCUUUUUUCUAAUUGUUGUUUCGGGAUCGCAUUUGAAAGCCAUGGAAGUUGAUUCCGAUGAUGAAUAUAUAAGUAUAGAGGAAAACAUAAUCCCUGAGUAUAAAUCAAAAGUUGAGAGUGCUCACAGAGAAUCGAAGGUUCUUCGGCCAUAUCCUCUAAAUCACAAGAAAGAUGAAAAUGAAAAAAGUGAAGGAAAUAAUUUGGAUGUAAACAGAAAAGCGCGCUUUUUGCCAUUUUCUUACCCCCAAAGUCCGAUUGUAGAUCUUAUGAUGCAGACAGUGUCCAAUAAUUAUUCGCCCACAAACGCGAGGGAUCCAUUCGACUUCUUGCGGGAUUCUUAUCCGUUACCUAAGGGCUAUACAAGUCCUUUAGAAGAAUAUGACUACAUUAUAAUCGGAGCAGGUUCAGCUGGAUCAGUUCUAGCAUCGCGGCUCACGGAAGACAAACCAAAAGCCAUGGUACUGGUCAUCGAAGCUGGAAAACCGGAAUGUCUCCUUUCGGAUAUACCGGCUUUAACCCAGUAUCUGCAGCAAACAGACUAUAUUUGGCCGUACAGAAUGGAACACCAAUCCGGAGUUUGUAUGGGAAGUGAAGGACAGCGCUGUUAUUGGCCUCGAGGCAAAGCUGUGGGGGGAACUAGUGUUACCAACUACAUGAUGUACACAAGAGGGCGCCCUCAGGACUGGAAUAGAAUUGCGGCCGAUGGCAAUUACGGAUGGUCUUAUGAUGAAGUUUUAAAUUAUUACAAGAAAUCAGAGAGAGCCGAGCUGAAAAAGUACAAAAGCUCUCCUUACCACGGCCGAGAUGGCGAACUAACUGUUGAAAACGUUCCAUUUAAAACUGGACUAGUCGAGGCUUUCUUAGAAGCUGGACGGAAGCUAGGACACCAGACCGUUGAUUACAAUGCUCCAGAUCAACUAGGGUUCGGGUAUAUACAGACCACCACUAACAAAGGGCAUAGAAUGAGCACUGCAAAAGCAUUCCUUCAUCCUCACAAACGGCGGAGAAAUCUUCAUAUACUUUCUGAAAGUAGAGCUACAAAAAUUCUUAUAGAACCACAGACAAAGAGAGCAUACGCCGUAGAAUACAUGAGACAUGGCAUCAAACACACCGUGCGCUGUCGAAGAGAAGUCAUCUUAUCGGCUGGUCCAGUAGCCUCUCCGCAACUGCUUAUGCUGUCCGGUGUAGGACCACGACAAAAUCUAGAAACCUUAGGCAUUCCCGUAAUUACUGACCUAAAAGUGGGUAAAACUUUGUACGACCAAAUUGCUUUCCCCGGCGUUAUAUUUAAACUAAAUACCACAAACGCUAGUCUUCUUGAACCAAAAGUGGCUACGCUACCCAAUCUAGUGCAAUGGUUACAAUUUGGAGAUGGUCUUCUUACUACCCCUGGUACUGUAGAAGCGUUAGGAUAUAUAAAAACUGCUCAAUCUGAUGAUCCUGAAUUGGUACCAGAUAUUGAGUUGUUAAGCUUGGGAGGUUCUAUGACAGUCGAUGGCGGUGGCGCCUUUAGAAAAGGUUGGAAAAUCUCUGAUAGUACUUAUUACCCGGCAUUUGGAUCUUUAACAGGACAUGACACUUGGUCUGCCAUACCGGUGCUUUUACAGCCGAAAUCAAAAGGAUAUAUGGAACUCCGUGAUACAAGUCCAUUUUCUUUUCCAAAAUUAUAUGGAAACUAUUUGACAGAUCCUAAAGAUAUUGCAACAUUAAAAGAGGCAGUGCAAUAUAUUAUUAGGCUUGCACAAUCAGAUGCUUUCAAUAAAUAUUCUCCAAAACUGCACUUAGCCGAAUACCCCAAUUGUAAAAGCUAUGAGGCUGGAUCAGACUCUUAUUGGGAUUGUGCCAUUAGAACAAUGAUCAUAUCUACCCGUCACCAAAUAGCAACUUGCAAAAUGGGACCUCCGUCUGAUCCUGAUGCAGUUGUCGAUCCUGAGCUGAGGGUGUACGGAGUGGAAGGAUUGAGAGUUGUAGAUUCCAGCGUUAUUCCAAGACCGAUUUGUGCUCAUACGAAUACUCCGGCGAUAAUGAUCGGGGAGAAAGCAGCAGAUAUGAUUAAAAAAGCAUGGUCGAAUGUUGUUAGUUAAUUUUACCUCCGUUU
This is a messenger RNA of Amyelois transitella, 2324 nucleotides long. Its product is annotated as glucose dehydrogenase [FAD, quinone]. The coding region runs from base 202 to 2310 and encodes 702 amino acids. Gene Ontology annotation, molecular function: flavin adenine dinucleotide binding; oxidoreductase activity, acting on CH-OH group of donors. The record is from RefSeq and is a predicted model, not a curated record. The transcript is spliced from 6 exons. NCBI's taxonomy places the organism in Eukaryota, Metazoa, Arthropoda, Insecta, Lepidoptera, Pyralidae.